AUGACAAGAAAAUCGGAGAUCAACCUGGCAUCAAUGGGGUCAGCGUGGUUGCUCCCCAUCGUCGCCUGCGUUGUUGCAGCUGCAUCGGGUGCAAUAGUUGCUGAUGCGCUACCCAACCCGCAAUAUGCUCUAGGUACCAUCAUUGCUAGCUUCGUGUUAUGGGGGGUUGGCAUGCCACUUGCAAUGAUGGUCAUUGUGAUUUAUCUCGCCCGUCUGAUGCUAUUCAAACUCCCACCAAAUAACAUCAUAGUCAGCACUUUCCUGCCCCUCGGUCCUCUGGGACAGGGCGGUUUUGGUAUCCAGAAGCUUGGAAGCAUGGCGAAAACUACCUUUUCCAAGACAAACACCCUGCCAGAAGGGGCCGGUGACACAUUCCAUAUUAUGGGCCUUGCCAUGGGUCUACUUCUCUGGGCGUUUGGGCUCCUGUGGCUCUUCUUUGCGAUUGGGUCUGUUCUCCGUAGUCGAAGGUUUCCUUUCAACCUAGGCUGGUGGGCAUUCAUCUUCCCAUUAGGUCGAGAUAUGCCGUCGAGGUUUUUUGAUGUAAUUGGAACGGUCUUCUCUGUCGCAGCGGUAUUACUGUGGAUUCUUGUCAUGGUGUAUACGAGCAUGGGUGUUUAUGAUCGACAUCUUUUUGUAGCUCCUUGUCUAGCCGACCUGCGCGAGAAACAGCAGCAGAGGUGUCCAGAGCAAAGAGGAAGUGUUUAA
Messenger RNA from Talaromyces atroroseus, 705 nucleotides. RefSeq lists its product as hypothetical. The transcript has 4 exons. Gene Ontology annotation, biological process: transmembrane transport; sulfite transmembrane transport. Gene Ontology annotation, molecular function: sulfite transmembrane transporter activity. The record is from RefSeq and is a predicted model, not a curated record. Gene Ontology annotation, cellular component: plasma membrane. NCBI's taxonomy places the organism in Eukaryota, Fungi, Ascomycota, Eurotiomycetes, Eurotiales, Trichocomaceae. Bases 1 to 705 code for a protein of 234 amino acids.